AUUCCUGAUUCUGUAAUCCACAGACUAUAUCUGUAAUCUAUGCGUCAAAUGUAAUAAAAUUUAUGUCGAUAAAUUUUAUUACUCAUUCAGUUAUUUAAAGAAUUUCUAAUUGAACAAAAUGAAUAGAUUAUUUGGGAAAGGAAAACCAAAAGAACCUGGCCCGAGUAUAAACGACUGUAUAUCGGGGGUAGACCAAAGGGCCGAGGGCGUAGAGAAAAAAAUAAACGCCCUCGAAAAUGAUCUGCGGAAAUUUAGAGACCAGUUGUCCAAAAUGCGCGAAGGCCCUGGUAAAAACGCAGUUAAAGCUAAAGCAUUGCGGAUCCUGAAGCAGAAAAAGAUGUACGAAAACCAACUGGACAACUUAAGAGGCCAGUCCUUUAACAUGGAACAAGCGAAUAUGGCUCACCAAGCUUUGAAGGACACCCACACCACCGUAAUCGCUAUGAGAGAUGGAAUGAAACAGAUGAAAAAAGAAUUCAAAAAGAUUAACCUCGACGAUAUCGAUGAUGUUCAAGAUGAGCUUGCAGAUAUGCUAGAACAAGCCGACGAAGUACAGGAAGCUCUGGGUAGAACUUACAAUACUCCAGAAUUGGACGACGAUGAACUGGCAGCGGAACUGGAUGCUUUGGGAGACGAAAUAGGUCUGGACGACGACCAGAGUUACUUGGACGAUGUGCUUAAAGCGCCCGAGGCUCCAAGUACCAAACCGGAAGCCGAUGCAGAGAAAAAUAAGGAUGGCGUCUCUGUUGACGAAUUCGGACUGCCGCAGUUGCCCAGCAGACAUUAACAUUCUUAAUUAUUACAAAUCGUAUUAAAUGAAAAUAUAUAUGGAAUAAGUAUUUUUUAAUUUGUUGAAUAGUUUUGGAAAUGUACAAUAAAAGGAUACAAAUUUAUGAAUAAAGAGCAGUGAUUAGUUU
Molecule: messenger RNA, 917 nt
Organism: Anoplophora glabripennis (Asian longhorned beetle)
Lineage: Eukaryota; Metazoa; Arthropoda; Insecta; Coleoptera; Cerambycidae
Gene: Vps60
Product: charged multivesicular body protein 5
Exons: 4
Coding region: 119-787 (222 amino acids)
Biological process (GO): vesicle budding from membrane; late endosome to vacuole transport via multivesicular body sorting pathway
Cellular component (GO): multivesicular body
Source: RefSeq, a predicted model, not a curated record